AUGUUAGCAAUGUAAUCUUCAGACUUCAACCCAUGGCAAAGUCUUUACUACAUUGGAGAAAAAAAAAACUUUAUUUAUAAUAGACUUAGAUUAUCUGUAUCACAUUCCAAGAAAGACCCUGUGCUGCAAGCCAAAAUGAGAUUUUCACUGCACACUGUGAUAUGCUGCUGUGUUUUUACCACUGUGGUCCCACUAAUCAGAGGUGACCCAGGAGAGCCCCACGGUACCCAGAAAAAAAGGUUUAUAGAAUGGCUGCAGAGCCACAUGAACAGAGACCCCAACACCCAGUUAAAUGCAGCUAAAGUGCAAACCUCUAGGGGACCAUCGCAGAAUGAGGAUGGAGAAACAUCUUUACAGUCAGCAAGCCUUGGAGAGAACAUAAGAUCCAAAAGGUCAUCUGGCUGCAGGUUGGCCACCUGUGUAAUUCAUGACGUGGCUGAUGGUGUGCGUUAUAACAAAAUGCCUCCAAGGCCCUGCGCUCCAAAGGAUAAGAUAAGCCCUAAAGGAUACGGACGCCGUCGCCGGACGGCGGAUAUCCCCCAGCUCACCCUCCAGACUGAGGAACCAAGGACAAGCACUGAAGCUACUCAGCAAGACAGCAGCCAGCAAAAUCCAUGCUUCAAGGCCUAAAACAGACAUGUAAAAGCAAAGAACUAUUUGCAUUGGACCUUUUGUUUUGUUUCCAGCACAUAAAGAUAAGCCCACUGAGAGGAUUGUUCCACACAUUUAGAUCUUAAUUAGGUGAAAGAAAUUAUCUGUGGAGACCAUGAGAGGGAGCUCUUGCCCCCCUUCUGGCUGAAAGCAAGACUUUUAAACAGUACAUACACAUGCUUAGGUGUUGGUGUCAGUGUGUCUGAACAGUGUGAUUUCUUGAAGUAUUGGAGUCAGACUUGUGGGACUUGAUAAGAAUGUGCCUCUUCUUCAGCCUUAAAAGUGAACCAGACAGCUGAGUCACGAACUGAGAAGGAAUCAGCAGAGCAACUGUGGCUCUGGAAGCUCUCAUUAACAAACCAGGAACCAUUAUUUACACAAGUGAUGGAACUGCUCAUUAUGUGCAAUUAACACAACUUGUACCGAACCUUUACUUGCUAUUUAGAGCUAUUUAACUGUUAACAUGUAUAUAUGAAUAUAGAUUUUGUAUUUAAACAAACAAUAUAUUUUAUGUACCGUUUAAAUAUAAACAUUUUCAUUUCACUUGAAUGAUGUUUUUGAUGUAUGUAAGCUGAGUAAAUCCUUUCCUUGACUCUUGCAGGUAGAAAAAUUGGUAUAACAUUUCUGUGUUACAUGUGUUAGUAGUCUGUAUUAGAGCUAAUUAGAGCUGAAUUAUUUCAGAUUUGAGUUACAUGUUGUUAAAGGGUUCGAAAAAACUAAUUAAGUGUUGUGCUGCCAUCUAGUUUUGAGGUAAAACGUUUCUAAAUAAAGGAAUGUAUUUCUCUUUAAGAGAUGUUUCAUCCUAACAUUUGUACAUCUCAAUAUCAUUUAUCAUUUACUAAUCUGAAAUUACUUUAAAUGUUACUUAACCUCUGUCAUGGAUUGUGGCAAUGCAAGGGAUUGUAACAGAUUCCAGCGGGCCUGCUUUCAACCAAUGUCAGAAACAAUAAAAAACAAAUUGCUA
Messenger RNA from Girardinichthys multiradiatus, 1615 nucleotides. It is a transcript of the gene admb, whose product is annotated as adrenomedullin b. Gene Ontology annotation, molecular function: adrenomedullin receptor binding; hormone activity. The record is from RefSeq and is a predicted model, not a curated record. Gene Ontology annotation, biological process: positive regulation of heart rate; regulation of systemic arterial blood pressure; adrenomedullin receptor signaling pathway. The transcript is spliced from 4 exons. Gene Ontology annotation, cellular component: extracellular region. The coding region runs from base 136 to 630 and encodes 164 amino acids. Lineage: Eukaryota; Metazoa; Chordata; Actinopteri; Cyprinodontiformes; Goodeidae.